Messenger RNA from Closterium sp. NIES-67, 284 nucleotides. Lineage: Eukaryota; Viridiplantae; Streptophyta; Zygnematophyceae; Desmidiales; Closteriaceae. The record is from the annotation of a GenBank genome assembly.
UAGACUGGAGUAUGGUGGGCAGCAUAGGCAGUGGCAAGGAAUGGAGUAACAGAGAGAGAGAGAGAGAGAGAGAGAGAGAGAGAGAGAGAGAGAGAGAGAGAGAGAGAGAGAGAGAGAGAGAGAGAGAGAGAGAGAGAGAGAGAGUGCAGGAAACAGAGAGGAAUCAGAGUAGUGUGAUGGCAUGUAAAAUUAAAAGUAGGAGAGGUAAAAGAAGCGGAAAUGGAGAGGGAGAUAGGGUGGAAGGACAGGGUUCGGAUGGUUGAAGGCGGUAUCUAUGAUCGCAA